Bombus huntii is the source of this 6961-nucleotide messenger RNA. Its product is annotated as cilia- and flagella-associated protein 61-like. Lineage: Eukaryota; Metazoa; Arthropoda; Insecta; Hymenoptera; Apidae. The transcript is spliced from 21 exons. The record is from RefSeq and is a predicted model, not a curated record.
UAGAAUAAUUUCUCGUUAAGCUUACAAAUUCAUACCGGUGCGUGUAUAUAAUUGAUGAAGCUUCAUAUCGAGAUCAUGUAGCGUGUUCUACAUUAUUCGUUUCUUUAGCGUUGGUGAUAUCUUUUUUUCAACAUGUUGUGGCGAGAAGUAUUGCGCGAGCAAUUUAGUGACUAUUCGCCACUAAACCAUCCGUUAUUCGAAAAUUUAUUUAAGGAAUUUUUAGUAAGAUAUGUUGAAGGAUUUUAACUAAUAUAUAAUCGUAUAGAAGUGUUUAAAUAACUGUUUAUCUGCUGUUCUAUUUUGCUUUCACAUCUAAUAUCAGCCAAAGUUCUUUUAGAUAUCGUUUCUAGCAUGUACAGUGAAAAAUUUAUUUCACAUCGCUAUAAAACUUGUUAAAAAGAGAAUCAGAGUACAGCGCAGUUUUCAACGUGCUCCGCAAAUGAAAUUCGCAUCGACCCAAUACCUUCUAGUAUAGUCUAUCGAACGCGUUAAUUAACUUAUGAUACCUGAGUAUAGAUAAGCCGACUAAUGACGCAACAUGUGCUGCGUUUGUGCAAGGUAUCGUUAGAGAACGACUAAUCACGUCAUUCCCAAAAUCUUUCGAAUGAAAAUUCGCGAGAUAUUCUAACGACAAUGACACGAAGCAUCCUCGUACCUGUCGCACCAGCGAAACAACUUUGAUCCCAUUUUUAUCGCAGCAGAAAUGCAACAUUUGCUUCGCUUCGAGAGUUUGCUGGCUAACCGCGAAGAAUUGUGGGAACAUUGGCGAAGUAAAAGUAAAGCAGCUACGAGUCGCGUUUCGCAAGUCGGAAAUUCGUACGGUGGUUGGUCUGACGUAACCCGUUACGAACCGUUGCGCGUUCAAUGGUCCAUAUUGCGCGUUACUUCUCAAACGGAAUAAACAUCGUCUCCGAUGAUUUAGCUAUGCGUCGAAGUAUCUUUCUAAGAGUUUCUUCGUUAUAUAUCAGAGGAACUGGAGACUGAUAGGAAAGUGAAAGACAUAAUAUCAGUUUGGUUGAACAAAAAGUCACGAUCCUUGGCUUGUGCUACCGCGUUUCUUGCAGUUAUUAAUAAAAGCUCGUUCUCUGUACACGACGGGGCGACUGCGAGCCGCCUCUUCUUCGGCAACGGGACGAUCUCACGGCCUGUAAUCAGUCGGCGGAUCUCCCAAGAGCUAAUUAGAAACUUACGGAGAAGAGGUUUCUGUCAGCAACGUUGUUCAAGUCAGCGGAAGAAGCCUUUUCCUCUGGUAACGAUAACAGAUCGUUAUGCGCACAUACGCUCGUGCUUUUCGUCUACAAUUUCAUCCGUUCGAGUUAGGUGCAAUUACUCUUAACUGCUUUGAACGAACGUUCGCAGUCAGUAGAGGUAGAACAGUCGAAUAUAGGAUAUAUUUGAUGAAUUCUCGUAAUUCGAAUACAGAGAAUCUGUGAACGAAUUAUAGACAUCGGAGCCGAAAGUAGGUUCUUUAAAAGAGGAACAGCUUUACUGCCAAAACAUUGGAGCCAGGUGCGCGUUUUCGCGCUGCGUAUCGUGACACGAAGUUGCAUGACGCCACGUCGUUAGCCAGGUAUUCGUAAAUGCAGCAAGUCCUUGGUAAAGUCUUGAAUCGAUUGCUUUCCAUCGAAGCGAUAAGAAAAAAUAAAUAGCCGGUAGCAAAAUAAAUCGAUUCGAUACGAUUACUUUGAAGCCUAAAAAGCGAGAGACGCAAGGGAAGACUUUGAUAUGGCGGAACGGCGGCGAAGGCCAACGAAAAAAAGUGCACCGAUGCAGCAUACCGUAACGAUCGUGUCUGUUAUUGUCGAUUGCAUCGUGGAGCGCGCACGUGCCAGCACCAAGUGCAACGUAAAUAGCUUCCGCGAUGUGUCUUGCGGCAAACCGCAGGAAGAAAGAAAUUCUAUCGUUGAAAUUGUCAACUAACAGCGCGCAAAUCUUUCCAUACUUUUUUCUAAGUUUCUUCGAUAGUUUUAAAGGUGUUGCCUGCAACGUUCCCGCUUCGUUAUUUCCGCUUUGAAACAGGCUGACGCUGUUGUGGAUGGAGCUUAAUACUCGAGAAGAAAACGGAGUAAGAAGGGAACAGCGAAGAGAACGCGAAGCAAUUACUUUGCCCCACCGUUUAAAUCGUUCGAGGAGUUUCGUUAUUACCUUUUUUGCGAGCAUUAAAGUCGGUCGCCUCGAUGGGCGCAUAUAGAGAGAGAGUUUCACUUUUCCCACGAUUAUCUGUCAUCCAAUGAUUUCAGUCGAUCGGUUUUUUCCUCAAUUAUUGGUAGUUGCACCAGCGGCGAUUAGUACAUACUCAUAUAAGUGCAAGUGAUCGUUUCAACCCUGAAAUCAGUCACGCAACAUUUACUAUAGUAUUCUGUAGUUCGAUCGGGUAUCGAAAGUCCAGCGAUAAAUUUCAGUUCGCUGAGACUAGCACGGUUAUGAAAGAAGAAAAAUGUUGAGUAUAUGGCUGGGCGAUCCAGAGGUAUAUUUCCGCGGAAGGAAAAGUCUGGAUGCAGCGACAAAGAUUUUCGGUGUCAGACUAAUGGAGCACGCCGAUCUGCCUAAUCUCGAGCAACUCAUACGUCCGGAGACGUAUGAAAUUUUUGGAGACGUGGACCUCGAACGCAUCUUCGAGGCGAGUUGUCUAUCGAUGGUGCAGUGUAACGAAAAGUGUGAAAUCGUUUCAGGCAUAUGCCUUUGCAAUUAUCCGAACGUGCCGUCGGUGACUCCAGAUGAUUGGCUGACUUGGUUGUACAGAUUGUAUAAGAUCGAAGAUGUGACAGAAGGAAACGCGAUGUUUAUACAUAUCCUCGUCUGGGACAAACGAUAUACUGGCAACUUCUUCGCAGACCUACUGACAGGACUCUUCGAUAUCACGUCGUGUUUGCAGCACGUGAUUCUCGUGGUUCCUCCUCAGAUUAUUAUACCUGCUGCAGACGUGUUCGAACAGCAGAUGAUCAGGAUCCCGCAAUACUGUGCCGACAAGCCGUCCGUGCAGUCAAUCUACAUAACCGAACGUCAUCUAAAAAAUCCCAGACUCAAGAUUCGACGUGCUGUAGAAGAGGAUAACGACGACAUAGUAGCGAUCAUCGACGCGGAGUCGAGCCUCGUAAAAGAAUUUUAUGGAGAAUUUUACGUCAGCGAGAUGAUUCGCAAUCCUGACAACUGUCGACGACUGAUCGUUUCCGAGGAUGACGAUGGUUUUGCUACUGGCGUAAUGUUUCUCAAUAGCAACGUAGAUGUAGAUACGCUCAAUCAGAAUUUCGAACUGCGACCGUACAAUGGUCUUAGAAAGAUCCAUGAAAACGACAAAUUUCUCCGACAAAGCAUGCAGCCUGCCAGCAAGACGUUCUUCUCUAUAUUUUGGAGAAAGUCUCUCGAGGAAUCAACGGAAGAAUUCUCCGAGGGACUUUCACCGGAAGAGAGCAUGGAAAGCUUCGAGGACACAGACUCUAGAAUUUCUGUAGCUUCUAACGAUGAAGCGACGAAACUGAUACCACCUACGAGAAAACUGUUCGAUUCAUCGAUAAUGACCUUCGGCAGUGAUCUGCAAUCGAUAGCCGAUUACUUCGACACGUAUUAUCGAUCAAAAUUGAUGACCAACGCGUUCACAGACUCAUUAUUUACGAUACCACGUGAGUUCCCAACGAAUUUCGACUUCUUGUUCGAUUUUUAUUUAAGAGGAAUAAAAUCAAUUGCGACAUUUUUUUGCAACAAAGGAAGAUCUAUCGUUACCUUCGGUGAAUCUUUCGGAGACCCAGUAUUUGACAAGAUCGAUGUCCCUUUGCAGCCUGUUUAUCACGGCGAUGUUAACGCAUUCGUUUUGGAAAUUUUCGCGAUGAAAGAUGAAAUAAAACGUCGCUGGAGUAGGAACUUCAUGGAGGCCGCGUUCGAGUGUUUUCCCGACUUGGAUUAUUGCGUGAUCCUUCUGCCUUUCUCUCAUCCUUAUUUUCCUCUCCUCCAACAUUUCGUGCGUGUGCCACUGAAGUGCAACAAGGAUUAUCCGAUGACGCUAUACGUAAUGCAUCGUACUGCUCUUCUGGGUCACAUAAAGCUUCGAGAAGCUAAGCUUUCCGAUAGAGACGACAUACAAGAACUUCUACAGAAUAUUCCAAAAGCGGAACAAGUUUUAAUAGACUUUGACAUCGCGAUGGACAAACAACCGUCAGAGAUGCAGUGUUAUGUCUGUCAAUGGAAGGACAGGAUAGUCGGUGUAGCAAUACUUUGUGUCGAGAAAGAAGUCACGUAUAUUAGACGACGUUAUCACAUAGAAGAUUACAUCGCAGAGAAAAAUAUACCUGGCGAUGCUUAUGGACGUAUUCUACAUUUCAUACUGAUGCCAGUUUUCUCCAUUCAUCUGCCCUUCUUCUUCUGCGAGAUCGCUCGUUUUAGUGGCAUGAUCGUUCUUUAUUAUCGACUUACAGAAACAGCGUUAAGUGCAUUGACUCGUACGCAUCCUUUGACGAUAUGCUUGAACACUAUGGCUCCCGUGAGGCCUCGUCGAAGAAUCGAAUACAAGUAUCAUGGUUUCGAGGAAACUGACGAGCCUAUGAAACGAACUGAACGUUUUUCGCUUUUCAUGACGUCACCAAGGAUCGCAUUGAUACCAAAACCGAUCAUCGAUUCGAGGGUGGUUGUGGUGGGCGCCUCGGAUUGUGCCGUUGCAUUCUUAGAACAUCUUAUUUUUGGACAAAGCUUCAUACGAUUCACGAAUAUCACUCUGAUAUCGCCACACGGCUUACCUUUCGAGGACGAAGACGAAACGUGCGCGCAUUUGCUACCCUUCAAAGGCCGAUAUUGUCCGAGGUAUCGUCGGCUGAUUGGGGCACGUUAUCGAAUUAGUAUUGUAUAUGGAACAGUGACGUCGAUUCAAAGGUAUGGAAAAACAGAGAGGAAAUCAAAAAAAGUUUUCUACCUAGAUUCCACUUUUCUAAUUAUCUUCAUGAAAAUAUACACUUUCAUAAACAUUCACGAUCUACAUUACAGUGUUAAUGAAAUUUCUUCAAAUGUUUUCUAUAAUGACACAAAUAUUCCCGUGGCCGAUUGUAUUGUGCCUAACAGGAAAGAGAAAUACGUAACUGUGAUGAAUCAAGGAAACAUUACAUACGAUUAUCUCAUCUUAACCUGUGGAAUGCAGUAUCAGCGUCCCCAAUUUCAAGAUGAAUUGGACGAGCAGAAAAAAGGAGAAUUUUUGCAGCACGAAACACCUUGGAACUGUUUGACGCUCAAUGACGAUACAGAAGCGGCUAUCUGUUUAGAGAAGAUCGAAGAGUUGACGAAUAAAUUGGAACGCGAAAGGAAGAUUAUUUUUUAUGGACACAACAUCGAUUGUUAUUGCGCCCUUCAAGGAUUGCUCGAAUUUGGAGUUAAGGGUUCUUGGAUCACACUGAUCCAACCGCCAUUGCAAAAGUGUACAUCCUACGAAAAUAUCUUCUUCGACGAUUGCGAAGUACAAAAAGCACGCGAAUUAGAUUUGUCUUUCUUUAAUCGUUCCAACGACACUCUUCGACUGCACUGUACAACACUGAGCAACUAUUCUGUUACUGAUAUACAAUAUUUAUACGUUUACAUUUUUAGAAUCUCGAUAAACAUGUGGCUAUCGAAGGUGUACGCAGAAGUGAUGAAGUCGAUUUCGAAGAAUAAUAUCGAGGUGCUCGUGGGUUGGGAAUUGAUCGAUUGGCACGUAAAAAGUUUGCCACAAGGAAAAAUGAUAGAAGCGAUCGUUAUCCGGCUGAGAGGUAAAACCAGAACGUUGGACUGCGACGCCUUUCUAAAUUUUCGCGAGAAGACCAUCAACAUGAGGAUAUUUUUGGCGAUCUGUAGGUCUGGACUCAUGUUCGACGGCCAGCUGGUCAUAGACACGGAAUUAAGGACAAACGAUCCAUCGAUCUUUGCUGCUGGUAGCAUAACUAAGUAUUGUAGAAGAUUCUACCUCGAAGCCUGGCAACAUAUAUACUUUAAUAGUAUAGAGAUCGGCGAGAAAGUUAGUAGACCAAAACGUCCUUGCACGAUUCAUAAAUAUUGCGGUUUAUUGGCUAUAAACUUUUCUUUUAUGAUCUUACGAGUUCUAAUGAAAGUUAAUAUUUCAAAACAGACAAAUAUGCAGCUAGCGAAGAUUCUUCGAUCGGUCAUCGAAAAUGAACAUCGAGGCAGCGAGACAUCGGUCGUACAGUCGAAAAGCAAGGAAGAUCAGCCGAUAGUCGUGUUUCGAUCACCGAAAAUCGUGGCCUGUACUUUACCCGGUGGUUAUCGCUACCUUCACGUCGGCAAGUCUGGAAAAUCCAUGUUACGCAAACCUACGAUUCAUUACAACGUUUACGUGAGUUUUCAUUGUGGUUUCGCUACGUUCCGCGAGGAAAUUCGUUUAAGCGAUCGUAUUUAGGGUCAAGUGCUGAUAACAGGCUCGUGUACAUCAGAAAUUGGCUACUUCCGCAUACAACUGAAUCGGUUUGACAUGAUAGAAACAGUAACGUGUUUCAACAAGAAGGAUUUCGAAGUGCGUCAUAUGGUCGCGUUAUACGGAAAGCACGAGAGCUUACUGAACGAGCUUAAAACACGUUUCGAAAAGUCGUUGAUCUCGGACUUUUACGCGUACUUCCGGGAACCAUGGGCCAUGGCGAUCUUCUACGAUAGAUUCGAGUGUCUUCGAGUGGAGAACCGUGCUACGCUCUUGUCGAAAACGGCAAUUCCUGGACAAUCAUUAGUUGACGAUUGCGUGCGUGCACUAGUACAAUCCAACUGGAAUGCGAUACAAGACGACGAUCGUCAGACCAUCCAAUCGAGAUUCGCUGGCUCGGUGUAUCAGCAAGAAAUAGAGGAAAAUUUGCUAGAUCUGCUACAGUUCUCCGAAGAAGACUUGCCUGUUUACUGCACUCCUGGAAAAUUCCGUGAAUUAUAUGCGGACAUUGAAAAUAGUCCACUGUACACUGAUUUGUAACUAAAGAGACUCGUAAAGAUAUUUGAACAGAUAUAGAAA